Pipistrellus nathusii (Nathusius's pipistrelle) is the source of this 4044-nucleotide messenger RNA. The record is from the annotation of a GenBank genome assembly. Lineage: Eukaryota; Metazoa; Chordata; Mammalia; Chiroptera; Vespertilionidae.
AUGACUGAAAUUCAAGCAAUGGUAGAAUUCUCCGUGGAGCUAAACAAGUUCUACAAUGUGGAUUUAUUUCAGAGAGGUUUUUACCAGAUCCGUGCAUCUAUGAAAAUUCCACCAAGAGUUCCCCACAGAGUAGAAGCUAGUUUGUUUCAUGCAACAGGUACGUCUUUAGCCUUUCCAGCUUCAGUUCAUGAUUCUCUGGUUUGCAGUAAAACAUUUCAAAUUCUAUAUAAAAAUGAGGAGGUUGCUUUAAAUGAUGUUAUGAUCUUCAAAGUUAAAAUGUUGUUGGAUGAAAAAAAGAUUGAAGAAACUCUUGAGGAAAUGGGUUUUCUGUUAUCCUUGGAUUUGCACUUUACAGAUGGAGAUUAUUCGGCAGAUGAUCUGAAUGCCUUGCAACUAAUAAGUAGCCGAACAUUGAAGCUGCACUUUAACAUCCAUAGAGGUCUUCAUCAUCAUGUUAAUGUUAUGUUUGAUUAUUUCCACCUUUCUGUUGUGACUGUUACAGUCCAUGCAUCUUUGGUUGCACUACACCAGCCACUAAUAAGCUUUCCUCGCCCUGUGAAGACUACUUGGUUAAAUAGAAAUGCACCAGCACAAAACAGAGAUUCUGUGAUUCCAACUCUUGAAAGUGUGGUCUUCGGUAUUAACUACACAAAACAGCUAUCACCAGAUGGUUGCAGCUUUAUUAUUGCAGACUCCUUCCUACAUCAUGCUUAUCAUUUUCAUUAUACACUUUGUGCCACUUUGCUGCUAGCCUUCAAGGGAUUGCACAGCUACUUCAUCACGGUAACAGAAGAGAUACCCUCUUGUCAGAAACUAGAACUAGCCAAAGCCAACAUGCAGGUCCUUUAUGAACGCCUCCUCAGAAGAAAACAGCCACGAUCCCAGAAAGACACCUGUCUAGAGGAUAUGGAUGUAGAAGCUCGGCUUACUGAACUAUGUGAAGAAGUUAAGAAAAUAGAAAACCCUGAUGAACUGGCAGAACAUAUAAAUAUGAAUCUUGCACAACUUUGUUCACUUCUAAUGGCUUUAUGGGGACAAUUUCUGGAAGUUAUAACGCUACAUGAAGAACUACAUCAUUUAUUAGCACAAGAAAACCAUACUUUGAGGGUACGCAGAUUUUCUGAGGCAUUCUUUUGUUUUGAACAUCCAAGAGAAGCUGUCAUUGCAUACCAGGAACUUCAUGCUCAGAGUCAUCUACAGAUGUGCACCGCUAUCAAAAAUACUUCCUUCUGCAGUUCUCUUCCACCCCUACCUAUUGAAUGUAGUGAAUUAGAUGGAGAUCUCAAUUCAUUACCUAUAAUCUUUGAAGAUAGGUAUUUAGAUUCAGUUAUUGAAGGUAAACUUGAUAUCUCCCAGGACGAUAGUGAAAUUACACAAGUGGAACUCAAUGUGGCAACCAGAAGUUUAUCAGACGAUUGCCAUGAUCAUCAAGCAAUUCCAUCUUCAGCAGUUAGAACAAUUGAAGUAAAUCCCAGUAAUAAAGAUCUUUUCAGUGCAGAGGAAAGAACUGUUAAAAUAGGUCCCUGGACAGAGCUUCAACAAGAUGAAAUACUUGUGGAUAAUUUACAGCUACCCAACUUUGAGUCUUUAGAAUCUAAUGGUAAAUCUAAAUCUAUAGACAUAACACUUGAAAAGGAAUCUUUGCAGGAAGUUAAGUGCUGUUCUGUUGGAGAAUCAUUAGCUAAGUUAAGAAGUAAUCAACCUGCUUCUUCUACAAAAGAAUAUCAUGUUGUAGUAAGUGGAGACACAAUUAAGUUACCAGAUAUUAAUGCCACAUAUGCUUCAUCUAGAUUUUCAGAUUCAGGUGUUGAAAGUGAACCAAGUUCUUUUGCAACACAUCCUAACCCUGAUGUAGUGUUCGAAAUUGUUCAAGGGCAAGGUCCUUACAAUAAUGAAAGAUUAUUUCCUCAGCUUUUGAUGAAACCUGAUUAUAAUAUAAAAUUUUCAUUAGGAAGUCAUUGUACUGAGAGUACAAGUGCUAUAAGUGAAAUACAGUCAUCUUUGACAUCCAUAAACUCUCUACCUUCUGAUGAUGAACUGUCACCUGAUGAAAAUUCUAAGAAAUCUGUUGUGCCCGAAUGCCAUUUAAGUGAUAGCAAAACGGUUUUAAACCUGGGAACCAUUGAUUUGCCAAAAUGUGAUGCUAGUAAAAACUCAAGUAUUGUUUUACAACAGCAGAGUGUCAUAUUUUCAGGGCAUUUGGACAAUGAAACUAUAGCAAUAAGUUUCUUAAAUUCAAGCACUAAAGACCCUUUACAAGUUGUUUUUUCAGAUGAAGAUAUUUCCAGUGUUGUAAAAAGUAGUUGCAACUCCAAACAUAAUUUGGACACUAUGUGUAAAGACUCCCAGAAUCCUGAUAAAUCUAAUAACCUUGCAGGAACAGCAGUUACAUUAAAUUCAAAACCGGUUUGUUUAGGCUCCCCUUGUGUUGUUUCAGGUUCCUUUUCUACUCAUAUAGAAGUUAGUGAAGAUAGAACUGUGAAAAGAAAAAAUAGUGAUGUAUUAGACCUCAAACAUAUAAAUUCAGAAGCCCCUACAGUUGUAAGUGAAACUCAUCUGGGUACAAGUGACCCGUUUUCAGCUAGUCCUGAUAUGGUAAAACAAGGGCUAGUGGAAAAUUAUUUUGGCUGUCAAAGCAGUACAGAUAUUUCUGACACAUGUGCUAUUAGCUUUAACAAUUCACUUAGCCCUCAGAAGGAAACUCCUGAAAAGGGAAUUAGUAAUCUUCAGCAGGAACAGGGUAAAAAGGAUGAGGAGGAAGAGCAGGAUCAACAGAUGGUUCAAAAUGGGUAUUAUGAAGAAACAGAUUAUUCAGCUUUGGAUGGAACUGUAAAUGCUCACUAUACAAAGAGUGAUGCACUAGAAGAAGAAAGACUUAUAAAAUCUGAAAACAUAAACAGCCAAUUUCUGAGGGAUGGUAUAAGUAUGCCUGCUGUCUGUACUUCUGGUUGUUUGUCCUUCCCGUCUGCACCAAGAGAGUCUCCUUGUAGUGUUAAGCAUCCUUCUAAAAGUAAAUUUGAUGCCAUUACAAAGCAGCCAAGCAGCGCUUCUUUCAACUUCACUUCAUCUGUUUCCUGGUAUGAAAAUUCACCAAAACCUCAAAUACAAGCCUUCCUUCAGGCAAAAGAAGAAUUGAAGCAACUUAAACUCCCUGGGUUUAUGUACAGUGAUGCUCCUCUGCUGGCAUCCUCAGCCCCUUACUUUAGCACGGAAGAAGAGGGUGGUUCUGAAGAUGGAGUACAUCUCAUUGUCUGCGUGCAUGGUUUAGAUGGUAACAGUGCAGAUCUGCGAUUAGUAAAAACUUAUAUUGAACUUGGACUGCCGGGGGGAAGAGUUGAUUUUCUUAUGUCUGAGAGAAAUCAGAAUGAUACUUUUGCUGAUUUUGAUAGCAUGACUGACCGUCUUCUGGAUGAGAUAAUACAAUAUAUUCAGAUAUACAGUCUAACAGUUUCAAAAAUAAGCUUUAUUGGACAUUCGUUGGGCAAUUUAAUAAUUCGUUCCGUGCUUACAAGGCCAAGGUUUAAAUAUUACCUCCACAAACUUCAUACAUUUCUGUCUCUUUCUGGACCUCACCUCGGUACACUCUACAACAGCAGUGCUCUUGUUAAUACAGGUCUGUGGUUUAUGCAGAAAUGGAAAAAAUCAGGUUCUCUUUUGCAAUUGACAUGUCGAGAUCAUUCAGACCCUCGCCAAACUUUCUUAUACAAGCUUAGUAAUAAAGCGGGGCUUCAUUAUUUCAAAAAUGUUGUGCUAGUGGGGUCGCUGCAGGAUCGUUAUGUUCCUUAUCACUCUGCCCGCAUUGAAAUGUGUAAAACAGCUUUAAAGGACAAACAGUCAGGACAGAUCUAUUCAGAAAUGAUCCACAAUUUGCUUCGCCCAAUUUUGCAAAGCAAGGACUGUAAUUUGGUUCGAUAUAAUGUCAUCAACGCAUUGCCUAAUACAGCUGACUCACUCAUUGGGAGAGCUGCACAUAUAGCUGUUCUUGAUUCAGAAAUAUUUUUAGAGAAAUUCUUUCUGGUUGCUGCUCUCAAAUAUUUCCAGUAG